This is a messenger RNA of Pseudomyrmex gracilis, 1131 nucleotides long. RefSeq lists its product as uncharacterized. Bases 184 to 831 code for a protein of 215 amino acids. NCBI's taxonomy places the organism in Eukaryota, Metazoa, Arthropoda, Insecta, Hymenoptera, Formicidae. The record is from RefSeq and is a predicted model, not a curated record. The transcript has 3 exons.
GAGUGUUCGUGUUGCUCGACAGUUGCGUUCCGCGUCUCUAACCCCUGUUCUUCUCUCGGUUGCCGCACAUUUAUAUAAACGUCCGCGUACACGCGCGCACGUUGUGUUGUUCGAUUCGGUGUGUGUUACUUGGAUCGCGGUACUGCGAUCACAACCGGUGUUUCAAUCACGCAAAGAGCAAUCAUGAUGAGCGAGACGAUGAUGCAGGACGAGCGCACGAACAUCCAUUAUUCCGUGUCGUCCAGCGCGUAUUACGGUUUCGUGCCGCUAACCGUGCGCGAUAAUCAGCAAGACUCGUGCAAUCUUCCGUGGCGCGACUGCCGACUUGAGGCCCUCGAGGAAUGGAAUUGGCAGUCGAAUUCGCGGGAGCUCGGCGGCGGCUCCCGUGGCCAGCAACUCCCGCGGGAAGACUUCGGCCGGAAAUGCCUGAAACGCACGCGAGACCUCGCGAGUCAGGAGCGACCGUUAGGAUUGAAACGACUCCGACGAGGAGAGAACGGCAUGGCAAUGCCAACGAUACUUACAUUACAAGAAGUACAAAAUAGUAGUAUGGAUUGGACGUGUAACAGCUCGGCAGAAGCGUUAGACGUUGACUUAGACGCUGCCGUUUGUACAGAGCAACAGCCUGCAUCGAGCGAGAGCUGCCUGCAGACUUGGGCAGCAGGUAAUUCUAGUUCGAUAAGUAAACCAGAUCAUAAAUAUUUAUCGCCAAGCAAUGAUUCCAAGUCGGACGACAACAGCAGCGACGAAUAUGAGAAAUUGUUGUUCACGACACACGGAUGCUCUGCGUAUCAUCAUCAGCGAGUGGUGCUCAAUUAUAUGGAGAUUUAAGCGCAGAGCGCCCGGACGAGAUCUUGUUUUAUCAUCAUUCUGAGUGUGUGUGUGUACAUAUAUAUAUAUAUAUAUAAUAUAUGUUUGUAUUAGAACGUGCGUGCUACAUAGUAUGCAUUUACAUAACGUAUAAAUCAGUGCUUUGUAUUUGGGAAAAUACAAUAAAUAUUUACUUUUCUAUAUUUAAUAACGCACGCGCUCUCUCUUUGUAUUUUUCUUCUUCCCAUGCGAAGAUUCGAACCCGGUUCUCCCACUUUGCGUUCACUUCGACGUCCGCAUCAUCCGAUUCUUUCUUUCUGA